Hydractinia symbiolongicarpus is the source of this 4140-nucleotide messenger RNA. RefSeq lists its product as uncharacterized. The transcript has 3 exons. The coding region runs from base 850 to 1344 and encodes 164 amino acids. The record is from RefSeq and is a predicted model, not a curated record. NCBI's taxonomy places the organism in Eukaryota, Metazoa, Cnidaria, Hydrozoa, Anthoathecata, Hydractiniidae.
GCCAAAUUAAAUUUUUUUUUAAAAAUUGAUAUUCAAUCUUUCCCUGCACAAACAACUUAGACUAUUUUUAAUUUAAUCUCCUACAAGCCAGCAACACACGCAAAAAGUACCCAUUACCGACUUUCAUACAGCGCAGUCUGGGCACUAGUAAAGCGCUUGUAGGGACACAUUUUUCAUAAUGGCAGCACAUUAAAAAAAUAACAUUAAGAGGAAAUUUAACUUGUGACUUCAACAUUAUAACACUAAAAUCAAAGAAUUGCGUAGCCAAUGAUUUCAGCCAUUGCUAAAGCGAACUUCCUUUUUUUUUUUUGAGUGCAUGUAACUUAAUUAAGUAACUAAUGUUGUUUAAAGAGUGCUUAAAAACUAUGGAAAUUAAAUAAUUCCGUGACAACUAUUAUAAUAUUAAGUAGCUGUAAUAAUAGGAGAGUAUAGAUAUACCUUACGAAAAUAGAAAGGUUAAACACAACUGAACUCGUUAUUAAAUAUCACCCAAGUAAAUAUUGGAAUUUGCAGCAACUUUUGCUAGAUUCGCGAAAUAUUGCUUUUGUAUUUCUUUGAGUGACUACGUUUGCUUUAUUUUUUUUUUGCAAAUAAGAAUAUCUUAUCGCUUAUAGGACUCCUUUAUAUUUUGCUGAUGCGGUAUUUAAACGGCUUAAGAUAGUCAAAAACAGCGCAUGAUUAAAGACAACAGCUCUCGUAUGCAAUAUAAGAAGAUUAAAACGGUACAUCUCAUAUAUCAAACAAUUGAUAAGUGAGAUUUUUAACAGCUGAAAAACGCCUGUUUCUUAACGUUGAAAAACGUUAGUUGUUUUUCACAGUACAAGAAACAGUUUUUUUAAUGUGUAAAAAAUGAGAAGAAAAUCAUACUAUCAGGUAGUGGCCCAACCAUCGGGUACAAGCGAACGUCUGCUUUCACUAUUGAUUAUAAUAUGGCUAUUAGUCAACUUUAUAACUAGUCCGUUUGCAUUUGCAUAUGGUAUAAAGAGCUGGGAUCAAUGUCCAGUGGAAGAGAUGAUACCGAUAUUUCUUACUGUUCAGGGCGGAGUUUCGAUAUGUUUCGUUAUCCUAUUUUUCUGUUUGUUACUGUGUUGUAAUGAUGAAGAAAAACCGACAGCCUUAUUUCGAAGUGGCAUGAUGGGUAUAAUUAUCUUCGUCUGUUUUUUGGUGGUUUGGCAUGUCAUUGGAAGCAUUUGGGUUUUUACCAAUUGGAAGUUAUAUUCACAAGAGCAUGCAUGCAAUAGUUCGGUGUUUAUGUUGUCAUUUUUAUUUUUAAUAGUGCAAAUGAUUUGCUACUCUCUUGCAAUGAUUGUAACAGUUUUUCACGCCGUCAACGACGUCCUUUGAAAUUUGUCGAGUAGUGUGGAACACAGUCUAACACAGUGAAACACAGUCUAACAUUGAUACACAGCUAUUGAGUUGUGAAAAACUUCAUUAAAGGAAAUUCCAAUUUAACGAAUUUAUUUCGUGAUAUCCUCUCCUAUUACUAGCACGGUUUGUUUCAUACAGAAUUUCAGCAAUUAAAGUCUGUAGUGAUGCCAACAGGAAUAUAAUCUUAACGAGAGGUUAACCAUAUAAACAGAGCAUGUGUACCUAUACCAGCACGAAACAGUUUGAAUGUAUUUGUGAAAUGUAACAAAUUAACUAAUGAAGAAGAAGAAGAACAAAACCGAUUUUUUAGAAGCUUCGUCAUAAUUGUCUUGAAUAUCAUUUGUUUGGAUUGACUGUUGAUAGCCAGUUUAUGCUUUCGACCUGAUUUUUUAUCAGCUUUUUAGUUAUCUAAAUUUAGUUGGUAAAAAUAAAAGUGCAGAGUCCUUUGGAUAGCUGUUUUUUAACCUUAGUAGUACCGGGAGCGGGGGGAGGUCGGCAUUAAGUGCCCGCGGCUUUAUUGCAAGGGGAGGAGUAUUUCGUUUUCCGCAUGGGGUUAAUUUUUGUAAAUUUUAAAAUGUGCUAACUUGACUGUAUGAUUUUUGUCACAUGUUGCAUUAGUUCUAUAAUUCUUUAUUACACGUGUGUUCGUUACCAGGUGAUUACUAAGGUGUUGCUAAAGAGACACGUGGGUCCUGCAGAUAAAAUACAGAUUAAAUUUGAAACUAAUAUCGAUUAAGCGAUAUGACGUCAUUUCUGAUCCCAACGAUGUCAUUACAUAGCUUUCUUUACCUCGAACAAAUAUAAAUGUCAUAUUCGAAACAUGUACCAAGUAUAAUGACUUGAACAACAAUAUUUUUAGGAAAACUAUAUUAACAUUCAUCAUUUUUCAUAUAUGUACCGUAAUCUCUCUAAUAGACGCCCUUGACAUUUAAUUAAUUUUCGAGAUUUUAGGGUGCGCGAUAAUUGGAGAGGGGCGUUAAUUAGAGAGAAGGCGUUUAUUGAAAACAAUUGAAAACAAAUAUCCAUUACUUGAAAAUUGUUUUCCAGUAAUAGGUUUCAUUUUUUUGAAAAAAUCAUUUAAAAAACCUUUCUACAAAAUCAUCCUCAUCGUCGUCUUGAUCUAUUAUGUUGAAUUAAGCAUUUGCUUCGUCGAUAUCGGAGUCUGUUGAUGCGAAUGGCUCCUCAUCGAGGUUCUGAUCAUUUAACAGAGUCAUUUGAUCUUUCAAUAUCUGUUUACCAGCAAAGCAUGGUUGUUUUUCUUUUAAGCAGUGAAUUAAGCCAUCGUCACUGCCGUCAGCUUUGAGAUUUAGAGCACAUCCUUGGAAUGACUCGAUUAUUUGCUCCUUCGUUAAUUUGUUUCCUUGCUUUUCUUGAUUUUAAACUUUUGUAACUGUCUACUUAUCACUAGUUCGAUUUAAGUGUAAAAUUCUAAUAAACGCCCCUUUACAUAAAUAUUUAAUGCGCGUUAAUUAAAGAGGGACGUUAAAUAGAGAGUGGGCGUUUAAUACGGUUUAUGAUGUCUUACUGUGGGCGUUUAUUGGAUAAGGAUUUAAUUGAGAGUAGGCGUUAAAUAGAGAGACAAGAAGCCCUGUGGCUUAAAGAUUUCCGCCAUUACCAAUAAUCUGAAAAAGUACUGAACUUUGAAGAGGACUGAGUAAUAUGGGGGAACAAAAUCAUUGUAUAUUCUAAAAUUUUAAAAUUCAAUUUUUGAUUAUUAUUGUAACUGUAAAUCAUAGCUAACUUAACUUACAUAAACUUCAUUUCUUUAUAAGAACAAUUUUUAAAAGAAAAAUAAUAAACCUGAAAAUUAAUGAACAAUAAAAGCAAAAUGAAAACAACGGCAAGGCUGAAAAUUUAUCUAUUUUCUCUUUUUCUCUGAGAAACAGCUAGGAAAAUAUCUUUAAAGGUGACAACAUUUUUAUUUUUUUUUGACAUAAUCAGUUAGGAAAGUUUAUUUUCAAACAACAUAUUCUUAUUUUUUUCUUUUAUGACACAUGAAACACGAUUUUAUAGCUAUAAAUCUUUCACCAAAAAUAUUCAGCCUCAACAAUUCCUCUAAAUUAAAAUUCAUGAAUAAUUAGCUUUAGUCUACGUGCUUGCAAAAUUGUACAGAGGGAAAUGGCUUAAAACUCAAUUUAGCCUCGUUCUCAGAAAAGAAUCUGUCAAAACGAGGAUUUAAGCUUUAGCCUGGAUAAGUUUUAGGCGUCCAGGCUCUGGGUUGUCUCUAUCUAUCUAUCUAUCUAUCUAUCUAUCUAUCUAUCUAUCUAUCUAUCUAUCUAUCUAUCUAUCUAUCUAUCUAUCUAUCUAUCUAUCUAUCUAUCUAUCUAUCUAUCUAUCUAUCUAUCUAUCUAUCUAUCUAUCUAUCUAUCUAUCUAUCUAUCUGUAUAGGUAAAUAGGUUACGUUUUCUACCUCAAAGAAAAGUCAUAUUAUAAAACCGCGCGUGAUGUUUGAAGGGCUGCCAAAGGUUAUUUUAUAUUUUUUAAUAAAUUUGCAACAAGAAAACCUAAAAGUUUUGUAAAAGUGUUGCGAUUAAAAAAAAAAUGAGUAAGCUAAAGUUAAGAUAGUAGGAAUCGUAACCUACGUCGUGGUAAGUAGAAUUAGGGCGUGGUAUGGGAAAAUAUUGAUUAUAUGGGUAAAGAUCAUCCUACCACGCACCAAAAUAGCCCCCUAAUUAAUUACCACCAUUCGCCAUUAUCCAGUUUUUAACGAUUUUUUAAAAAAAAAAUUCGAGUGCAAUCACAUACAUAACAUACCCCUUAUCUUUUUAAAAG